AUGUUUUCAAUAAGAUUUAUUCGUUCUUAUUCGACUAGAAAAACACGCGAGAUAAUAAAAUUUUACUACGAUUUUAAAUCACCAUACACUUAUUUAGCAUUAGAACCAGCAUUACAAUUAGAAAAAGACUAUCCUGUUCAAUUACGUUUUAUCCCAUGGGCUUUUCGAGCCGAAGAAACAUUUGGUGGAAAUCUUCAAGAACGAAAUAAACUCAAUUGGAAUAAAGUGCGAUAUUUGUAUUUGGACUGUCGACGAUUUGCUAAUGAACGCGGUAUGAUUAUUCGUGGGCCAGAACGUUUGUUUGAUUCUCGUCUUUCAUUGAUUGGCGGUUUAUAUGCGGAUAAAUAUGAAUUUUUACAUCCAUAUGCUUAUCGUACGUUUGAGUUAUUUUUCAAUCGUCAAUUAAAUCUUGAAAAUAUCGAUGAAAUUACGAAACUUCUCUAUGAAGCAUCUAACAAACAAAUGCCAUUUGAGAAAUUUGCACAAGACUUUCAAAAUUAUGCUAAUAAUCAAGGCCAACAAGAUUAUUUAAAUGCGCAAAAUGAAGCCGAUCAAGACCAAAUAUUUGGUGUACCUACGAUGGUUGUACGCGGUGAACCAUUUUGGGGCAAUGAUAGAAUUUCAUGGGUUAAAAAGAAAUUAGAUUCACUUAAAUUAUCACAUGACAUACAAUAG
This is a messenger RNA of Rotaria socialis, 675 nucleotides long. NCBI's taxonomy places the organism in Eukaryota, Metazoa, Rotifera, Eurotatoria, Philodinida, Philodinidae. The record is from the annotation of a GenBank genome assembly.